AUGGAUGAUCAAGACAUGGGAGUAGUGUCGUGCAAAAAGAGUCCCGACGAUGAGCCUGUUGUGAAGUAUUUGCGUCGGAAGAUAGACGGCAUUCUCACGACGAAGGAGAAGGUGACAACAAUGAUGUGCGAGCAUGUCGAAGUGCUGCCCCCGCCUCCACCGAACGUGGAAAAGAGCCACACCAUGUACCACAACAUCAGACCAUACGUACCAGAGGAGUUCCGAAACGACCCUCUGUACGCAAAACCAAGUGAAAGGGAAGGGAUUGACGCCAAAGAAGCAAAACAGGCGCGACGUGCUCACCGUGCUGCCAUGGCAGUGGCUCCCCAAGCAAACCAGGAUCGUCGAGCCCGGGACGAGACCGAGGCUGAUACCGAUGCCUCCGGAAGCACUGCGAAAAAACAGAUGAAAGACUAA
Messenger RNA from Phytophthora nicotianae INRA-310, 417 nucleotides. RefSeq lists its product as hypothetical. The transcript has a single exon. The record is from RefSeq and is a predicted model, not a curated record. Bases 1 to 417 code for a protein of 138 amino acids. Lineage: Eukaryota; Oomycota; Peronosporomycetes; Peronosporales; Peronosporaceae.